CAAAUUUCAAUAUAAAUUCUCCUGGGAAUCCUGGAGGUAAUGACAGUGUCGACGGGGUCCUCUCUGUCAUGGAGCUUAGGAUGAACUCUAGCUUAGACCUGAAGGACCCCAUGAAAAUUGCACAGCGUGCUGCCGCUUUGUCAAACCUCAUUACAUCAGUCGUGAGUUGUGCUAUAAACAAAGCAGCCCAAUAUAAAGCUAUGUUUUUGUUUUAAUUUUAAAUAACUAACACAUCUACAGUUGCAGGCUUUAAUUAUGAAAACCAAAUGAAUUUUUUUUAAAAAAAAGGAAAAGAAAAAUUAAUAAUUAGGUCGAGGUUUGAUUGUUUUCAAUUGUAAUACAUUGACAGGAUAAUACUGUAAGUGGUUCGGUUCAGACAACCACUGCUAACCCCACGAAUGAUAAAGAUACAUCUACUGCAAAAUCUACUCUGGGUGAGGUAUGUAUCGAUUGCGUCUUAAAGAUUUCGAACUAACGAAACGUCGAAUCUGUGACAUUAAGUCUAAAUUUCUAGAAAUUUGAUAUGGUUUUAAAAAAAGUGUUAGUUGUUUUUUUUUUAACACAUAGAAAUAAGUUCAAAGUACAUUGCAAGAUAUUUGUUUGAAAAUACCCCUGAUGAUAUGGUAUUAAUUAAAGGUGUUUAAAUGGUAUGUAUGAGCGAAUUAUUGAGAACACAAACAAAAUCUAGUCCUGUUUAAUUAUUUUUAAUCUUCAGAAAUCAAUGAUUUGAAACGGAGAUUUAACUUUAAUAAAACUUUAUAUAAUCACAUUUCAUUCGUGUUUUUCUUUCUAAAAGACUGCUAAUAAAUACGUUGGCACUAUCGGAAGUGUCAUUGAUGAAAUCACGAUAAAAAGUCCUGGACAAGUCCAAAUUUUAGCAAAUUCUAUGGUUGUUGCAACAAAUAACACCAACUUCAUGUCUACUUCGUCAAUGGUAAGCACGUAUUCAUAGAUAUAUGUAAUAUAGCUUCUUAAUUAACAAUUAGUUACAAGGGUUUGAGGUCAUGUAGUUUACACACCUUGUUUUAUGUAGAAAUAUUUAGAAUUUACUCCAUUUUAAUUUUUUUGUUUGCUAGGUUUUUAUUUUCAAAUAAUAUAAAUAUAUACAAGCUAAUACCCGGCGUUUCUCGGGAUUGAAUUCGGAAAAAAAAACACAACUUCUACAGCCUUUUAAUAAACAUUGAAAUUAAGAGUAAUGUAAAAAAAAACAAUAUUAAGAUAUAAUUAAUUAAUUUGUCUCCUAAAAACAUGUAUACUAAUAACUUUUGUAAUGAUAAUAGUAAUAAUAAUAACAAUAAGAGGUCUUAUAUAGCGCGGUACCCCAGCCCAUAAAAAUUUUAUCAAAAGAGACAUGAUCAUGACAUUAAAAUAAAAUACAUUUAUGAAAAAAAGAACAGCAAUGCAUAUUCACCCACCCCACCACAUAACUUUUACAAGGCAAACCAUGGACUGCAGCCAGCAAGAACGUUUAUCGGUCAGAGGAUGGGGAAUCAGUCAGGGUAGUAUAAUUUAAAAAGAUAUGUUUUUAGUGCAGUUUUGCCUGUGUGGUUGGUAUAUUGCGUAUAAUUAGUGGCAAAGAAUUCCAUUGUUUGGGGGCGCAGAAAGAGAGAGAUCGUUCACCAUAUGUUUUAGUGUGUGUCUUGGGAACGGACAGAAUACGCGUGUCUGCAGAGGAGAUGAGAUGACGAUCUCGGUGGGAUCCCAAUCGGAUCCCGUUCCCUGAUGACAUUCCGUCCCCCGAAGCGAUCCUGAUAGAAUCUCAAAACCCUUUGGAUCCCGAUCCCAAUCCCGGUUGGAUUCCGUUACUGUGGGAUCCCGUUUCACCAUUGAUCUUGUUUCCCGUAUUAACCUCUUCUCCGAUGGGAUCCCUAUCCCUGCAAAAACUACAUCAUUCUCAGCAAGGUCAUGAAAUCUGCAACAACUGCAUCAUUCUCAGCAAGGUCGUGAAAUCUGCAACGACUGCAUCGUUCUCAGCAAGGUCAUGAAAUCUGCAACAACUGCAUCGUUCUCAGCAAGGUCGUGAAAUCUGCAACGACUGCAUCGUUCUCAGCAAGGUCAUGAAAUCUGCAACAACUGCAUCGUUCUCAGCAAGGUCAUGAAAUCUGCAACAACUGCAUCGUUCUCAGCAAGGUCGUGAAAUCUGCAACAACUGCAUCCUUCUCAGUACGGUCCUGAAAGCUGCUGUAACUGCGUCAUUCUCAGCGAAGUCUUGAAAUCUGCAACUACUGUAUCAUUCUCAGCAUGGCCAUGAAAUAUGCACAAACUGCAUCAUUCUUAGUAAGGUCAUUAAAGCUGCUACAACUAAAUCAUUAUCAGCAAAGUCUUUGGAGAUGCAACAUUCGCAUCAUUCUUAGCAAGGUCUUUGCAGCUGCUACUACUGCAUCAUUCUCAGCACGGUCCUUAAAAAUACAACUACCACGGCUUUCUCAGCAUACGUUGGUGAGAAGUUACACAAAUAAUACUCAAUACAUUGGGACCUGAUUUUUUUUUUGAAUUAAAAGAAGAAUGAGCAACAAUGAUCGGUUUAAACCAGUCUCUUGUGGCGCUCCAAACUAUACCAUACACCUAAUUUUCAAUAUAUGAGUAUAAAAGAAAUUAAAACCUUACUAAACCCCCCGGUAGGAUGAAUGAUUCACCAAUUGUGAUUUUACCGAUUGAUCAAUCGCUAUACAAUGCACAAAAGUCACCAGUUGCUUCAUUCUAAGUAUAGAAAAACAAUUUUGUUAGGCUCGGUUGGAAAGUCCUUCAAAAGUCCAGCUCUGUUGUGUUGUUAGCUCACAGCACUUUGAUAAACUCCAAUGCACAGUUAAUCGUCACUGAACACUUGACCACCUGUUUUGAACACGAACAUAAGUCUCUUUUUGGCUUCGUUGUUUGAAAGCUGAAAUAUGUUUAUCGGCGACUUUUCUUUCUUAAUGAAUUUGACAAACACAAAUAAGUCCUAAACUUUCUUUGGAAUAUUUCUCAUAAAAUCACCAUUGCUCCACUCGAGAGUCCCAGUGCCCCGCCGCCAAAGAUCUCCCAAGGCUUUCAGUGCAGUCAGUCAACCCUGUUACACACUGGCGGCGGUAACGCCCACUUUGAGAACCGUUGAUGUAGAGAAUACUAGGGACUAGUCGACUUAAGACAAUAACCUUGAAAGAAAUAUUAUUAAGGAACACAAAGAAAGACUUCGCAAUCAGAUGAAGAGUAAAAAGUGAUUAAAGAGUAAAGAUACCACAGUUAUUAAGCAUAUAUUCAGUAAAUUUACUUAUAACGAACGGAAAAAACGUAGCUGUAAUUAAAUGAACUAUUCUUUCGAUGAUUAGUAGGCAUAUAUCAAAUCAGAGGUGUUGUUUGUAAUUUACAGGCAUUUUCUUGAUCUGUACGAAUAUUUUUUUCUUAUUGUAAACAUCCCAAACUCUUUUAUGUCGAAUUCAAUCUGCGUCCCUGGUGGCUGUCUUGAUCACUCCCCCGUCGAAACGGUCCAGUCUGUUUGCAACAUUUUUCAAACGUCUGACAACUGACAUAUUAAAAGUAAUUUUCUUAUGAAAUAAUGAGACAAAUAUAAUUUAGUUAUAGUUUUUUUUAAAAUUAUGUGGGAUUCAAUCUUAACGAAUAAUGUAUUCGUAAAUUUUCAUUGUUAAAUAAAAUUUAGAGAUAAUGGUAUCAACACACAUUUUUUAUUUUCUCUUAAUUUGAAGAAGAAAAAAAUCAACACAAAGAGCAACUCAAUUUCAUUAAAUGAAUUUCCUUUAAUCAUAAAUUUAAUGUUGUAAAAAAUAUUAUCAAUACUUUAUUUUUUUAUUCAUGCAACUUGAGUUAAUUCUUAAGUGAAAUUUUUUCACUCUCUUUGGUUGAAUAUUAGUAUUUCCAAAAAAUGUGGAGUAUCGCCAUAGUUUCUGGAAAAAAUUUUUUUUCAAAUUACUAAAGACUAGAAAUGCUUGACCCAUGUUAUGUUUUUAUUACAUCUUAAUUCCGAUGAACCUUCAGGCUAAAGCCUCUGUGGCGUUAACAAAAUUGACUGACGUCAUGAGGAAAACCGAAGACAAUAAACUCG
This is a messenger RNA of Lymnaea stagnalis (great pond snail), 4039 nucleotides long. The record is from the annotation of a GenBank genome assembly. Lineage: Eukaryota; Metazoa; Mollusca; Gastropoda; Lymnaeidae.